Messenger RNA from Sinocyclocheilus rhinocerous, 1209 nucleotides. RefSeq names its product HCLS1 associated protein X-1 (gene hax1). Gene Ontology annotation, biological process: negative regulation of apoptotic process; regulation of actin filament polymerization. The coding region runs from base 93 to 1007 and encodes 304 amino acids. Gene Ontology annotation, cellular component: sarcoplasmic reticulum; clathrin-coated vesicle; mitochondrion. The record is from RefSeq and is a predicted model, not a curated record. The transcript has 7 exons. NCBI's taxonomy places the organism in Eukaryota, Metazoa, Chordata, Actinopteri, Cypriniformes, Cyprinidae.
UCUCGUAGGUUUCCUCGAUGUCCUUCCUGCGCUGGAUCUCUGAUGCAACCGUGUUUGUUAUGGUGAAGGAUCACUGGAUUCUGCGUCCUUAAAUGAGUGUUUUUGAUCUGUUUCGUGGGUUUUUCGGGGUUCCCGGUGGUCAUUAUCGUGGUGAUGGCCGCAGGGACCCCUUCUUUGAUGGUAUGAUUCAUGAAGAUGAUGAAGACGAGGACGAUGACAAUGGAUUUCACCACGAUGACUUUAAUAGGCCCCGUAGGGACCCGUUUGAUGAUGCCUUUAGAUUUGGUUUCAGUUUUGGGCCUGGUGGGAUGCGCUUCGAGGAACCUGAGCUGUUCGGCCAGAUCUUCAGGGACAUGGAGGAGAUCUUUGCCGGUCUAGGCCGCUUUGAUGAGCGCCAUGGCUUUGGACACAGAGGUGCCCCAUCAGUAGAAGCUCCGCCUCCUCAGGAAGGUGCAGAGAAAGGCAGGGGUCAGGCAGGAAGUAGUAACCCGAUUAGAGAUUUCAUGUUGAAGUCUCCUGACAGUUCACCCUACACACCACCCCUCCCUCCCCCCUCUGGGGCACCAAAGGACAGGGAUUCUUCUUCUCCACAGGAUCCCAGCAGCCGCUUUCCUCAGUGGAGACCCUUCUCAAAGUUUCAUGAUUUUUGGAAAGAUGGCCUAUUAAGACCAAAAGAGGGAGAGAAAAAAGAGGAUGGAGAUCUGGACUCACAGGUGUCUUCAGGUGGUCUGGAUCAGAUCUUGACUCCGGCGCCUUCACAGCCUAAGAUAAGGUCAACUUUUAAGUCUGUCAGCGUUACCAAGGUGGUCCGACCAGAUGGAACUGUAGAAGAAAGGCGAACAGUCAGAGAUGGUGAAGGUAAUGAAGAGACUACAGUGACCAUCUCUGGUCCAAGUGGCCGAGAUGCGCCGCAAGAUCAGUCUGGUCCUCUCAUGCCAGGUGGGUUGAACCCCUCUACUGACAUGCAGGAUGAUUUCUCAGUGUUUUCUAAGUUCUUCAGAGGCUGAAGAAGCUCUGGACACAAACCUAAGGACGAUCUCUUUUCAUCCUUUCCCAGCAAACCCACCAACUGCAAGCUACAAUAAUAAUUAGUUGAUUUUACAUUGUUCAGUCUGAUUACAGUGACGGCGCUACACCGGGGCUAGGGGGGGCUAUAGCCCCGUCAGAAUUUUUAAUAGCCCCGGUUUAGCCCCAUUUCUUUAUGAAGUA